AUGUGGGCACCCACUCUCGAUCACUUCAUCAAGUCGGACACCAGACAAUGCACACUCACACGUGAUGACGCAAGGUUGUUGUGGAAGCAGAUGUCAAGUGCCCUCGCGUACACCCACUCAAAAUCCAUCAUUCAUGACGACGUCAAGCCGCACAACAUUGUAUGGGACGAGAAGCUCAAGCAUGCAGUCCUCAUCGACUUCGGCGCUGCACUAGUCAAUCCUGAGAGCUUACCGGAGGGCGGCUGGACGCCUUCCGGCACCCCGUCAUACGCGCCCCCAGAGUUCUUCGAGAAGAAGAAGUGCCAAGCUGGCGAUGUGUGGGCGUUGGGCGUGACGAUGUUGUUUGCUUUUGGGGAUAUUCCCCUGCCUGACGGGUCAUGGAUUCUACCGCGUGUUUUUGAGAACGAAGACGUCAAAGACGAGAUGAUGCAGUGGCUUUUGAGAAUAGAGAGUUUGCGAAAGUCAUCGGAUCAUGCAGGCGACAGAUCAUUGCUGGCUCCAAUGUUGCAUUGGAGUCCAGAACAAAGGAUCAGUAGUGACGAUCUUGUGCGGCAUCUUGAAGCUUGA
Molecule: messenger RNA, 567 nt
Organism: Colletotrichum chrysophilum
Lineage: Eukaryota; Fungi; Ascomycota; Sordariomycetes; Glomerellales; Glomerellaceae
Exons: 2
Coding region: 1-567 (188 amino acids)
Biological process (GO): protein phosphorylation; mitotic DNA damage checkpoint signaling
Cellular component (GO): cytoplasm; nucleus
Molecular function (GO): ATP binding; protein serine/threonine kinase activity
Source: RefSeq, a predicted model, not a curated record